Perkinsus marinus ATCC 50983 is the source of this 405-nucleotide messenger RNA. RefSeq lists its product as hypothetical. Bases 1 to 405 code for a protein of 134 amino acids. Lineage: Eukaryota; Perkinsozoa; Perkinsida; Perkinsidae. The record is from RefSeq and is a predicted model, not a curated record. The transcript has a single exon.
AUGCUCAACCAUCUUCUCCAUCUCAUACUCGUCGGUGUUGCCCUAUCCCACGAGCCAGACGGCUCAUAUUUUCUGAUCCUGUCUAAACCUUAUUUGAAUUUGGUUUAUACAUUCUCCGACAAUGCUAAAACAGUGGAGGUUAGUUUCUACUGUGCGGUGGGUCCCAAACCAACUAAGGCGACCUUUGAUGUCGAUAAGGUGUCCGAUGAGAGCUACUGGAUAGAUUUCCACAGUGAUCUCUGGGGAAAGUUCAAAAAAAGCUUUGAGAUUAGAUGCGAGGAUUACCUACCUCUGGGGUCAUUGGACUUGUGGCAAAUAAAGUACGCUGCUAAGUUCGACCAGCCGUCUAUUCACCUCAAGGGAAAAACAUGGAAGCUGGCACACCGAGAACCUCCUUCCCAUUAG